AUGGCUCCGAACACUGUCCCCUUCUUAUACUAUGCGCUGUCAAACGAGAUUGACGCGCCCCUGAGACCAUCUGCGUUGCAUCUCACGUACGGGAUUGCAAAGGACCAGUGGGCCAACAUGUGCUACGUUGUCACCGGGGGGACGGUAAAGGCCGGUGGUUGUCGCUUUGUCGUGUGCCGCUACAACAAGUUCCUGCAGCAGAUGUACACAGACGAGACCCAGCUACCCAGGGGCAUGGACCACUACACGAAAGACAUGUUUGGCUGUGCCCCGGUUGUGGUCCUGAGCUCGGCCACGGUCCUUACGCCCGUAGAUCCCGAGGACUAUCUCGCGAAGGCCCUGGUCAUGAUGGGCCCGGCGGCUCCUAGCGCGGCAGACAGUACCCUCGUGCCCCUCUAUGGCCAGUUCCUGCCCCGUUGUGCUGAGUUGGCGCGAUGGGAUAGUCUACUGGAAGGUACGAGCAAGAUCCCAGCGGGGAUGCGGUGGUUGGUGGUAGGUGGGACGGCCGAGGGGCAGGCCGUCUUGUAUAGAUGCAACACCAUGACGCACCGGGUGUACCCGCGAAGUAAAAAUAUCAGUUUGUCAGAUGCACCAGGUGUUAUUGGUACAUCUGUUGCGUCUUUGCCAGUCGACCAAUCGCGAGAGGUGGUCGCCAAGGUGGAGGACAUUAUCGCGGAUCUCAAAAGGAUCAAAUACAGCUCCGGGGUGAUCACGAACUGGAAAUCGCUGCUUGCGAAGCUGAACGAUUCCAAUGGAACUAAUACCUCCACAGCAUACAACAAACAAGUAGACAGGAUACUAUUUUACACAUCGCUAGAAAUUGCGAAACAGGUAAAUUAUUCCCUUCAGGACCUUGUCAAUCAGGCCAGCCUGCUGAAAAGGUACUUUGACACGCUGGAGUCGAUACCUGAACCUAUAGCAAUAUAUGUGAAUCACAACAUGCCCCGCAUCGGUUCCACCAGUUUUGCGCGACGUCUGGUCGCGGAUUGA
Molecule: messenger RNA, 990 nt
Organism: Sphaeroforma arctica JP610
Lineage: Eukaryota; Ichthyosporea; Ichthyophonida
Exons: 2
Coding region: 1-990 (329 amino acids)
Source: RefSeq, a predicted model, not a curated record